This is a messenger RNA of Torulaspora globosa, 1413 nucleotides long. It is a transcript of the gene DBP5, whose product is annotated as ATP-dependent RNA helicase DBP5. Gene Ontology annotation, cellular component: nucleus; cytoplasmic stress granule. Gene Ontology annotation, biological process: poly(A)+ mRNA export from nucleus. The coding region runs from base 1 to 1413 and encodes 470 amino acids. Gene Ontology annotation, molecular function: RNA helicase activity; ATP binding; RNA binding. Lineage: Eukaryota; Fungi; Ascomycota; Saccharomycetes; Saccharomycetales; Saccharomycetaceae. The record is from RefSeq and is a predicted model, not a curated record. The transcript has a single exon.
AUGAGCGAGAAGAAGGAGGAUGCGGCAGCUUUGCUUGCAUCAUUGAAGAUAGACUCCAAAAAGGAGGCAGAAACUCCCAAGACCGAGACAACUGAGAAGAAAGAUGAUGCCAAGUCUGUCAGCAAUGACAGAAAGGAAGUGGCAGCGGGUUCGAAUCUGCUGAAGUCCGAGUAUGAAGUUAAAGUUAAAUUGGCUGAUCUGCAAGCGGAUCCCAACUCGCCUCUAUACAGCGUGAAAUCGUUUGAAGAGCUCGGUUUGGCACCUGAGCUGCUGAAGGGAAUAUACGCAAUGAAAUUCCAAAAACCGUCCAAAAUUCAGGAAAGAGCAUUGCCGCUAUUGCUUCAUAACCCACCAAGGAACAUGAUUGCACAAUCGCAGUCUGGUACUGGUAAGACUGCGGCGUUCUCUUUGACCAUGCUGACGAGAGUCGACGUCGCGUUGGGCGACGUGACUCAAGCCAUCUGUCUGGCUCCGUCGAGAGAACUGGCCAGACAAACCCUGGAAGUCAUUCAAGAGAUGGGCAAGUUCACUAAGAUAACCUCGCAACUGAUCGUCCCGGAUUCGUUCGCCAAAAACCAGCCUAUCAAGGCCCACAUCGUGGUCGGAACUCCCGGUACAGUGUUGGAUCUGAUGCGCAGGAAGCUCAUCAACCUGCCACAGGUCAAGAUCUUUGUGCUGGACGAGGCCGACAACAUGCUCGACAAGCAGGGUCUCGGUGACCAGUGUAUUCGCGUCAAGAAGUUUCUGCCCAAGACGGCCCAGUUGGUUCUGUUCAGCGCUACCUUCGACGAGUCCGUGAGAACGUACGCCAAGAAAGUGGUCCCCGACGCCAACACCCUAGAGCUGCAGAGGAACGAAGUCAACGUCGAAGCCAUCAAACAGCUAUACAUGGACUGCAACAACGAAGACCACAAGUACGAAGUGCUCUGCGAGCUCUACGGGCUGCUUACAAUCGGCUCGUCGAUCAUCUUCGUCUCCACAAAGAAGACCGCCAACCAGCUCUACGCCAGGCUCAAGCACGAGGGCCACCAGGUCUCGAUCCUGCAUGGCGACUUGCAAAGCCAGGAGAGAGACCGCCUCAUCGACGACUUCAGAGAGGGCAGAUCCAAGGUCCUCAUCACCACCAACGUGCUCGCCCGCGGUAUAGACAUCCCCACCGUCUCCAUGGUGGUCAACUACGACUUACCCACCCUGCCCAACCGCCAGCCAGAUCCCUCCACCUACAUCCACAGGAUCGGAAGAACAGGCCGUUUCGGCAGAAAAGGUGUGGCGAUCUCGUUCGUCCACGACAAGAAGUCCUACACAGUCCUAUCCUCGAUACAGAAGUAUUUCGGCGACAUCGAGAUGACUCGCGUUCCCACAGACGACUGGGACGAGGUCGAAAAGAUCGUCAAGAAGACCCUGAAGGAUUAG